Prunus armeniaca (apricot) is the source of this 984-nucleotide messenger RNA. The record is from the annotation of a GenBank genome assembly. Lineage: Eukaryota; Viridiplantae; Streptophyta; Magnoliopsida; Rosales; Rosaceae.
AUGUCGCAGACCCCUUUCAACAAGGGAGACCAAGUGGAGGUCACAAGGCCAGGCCAUGGCUCCACCGGGCCCUACUACCCAGCCACGGUGCUCCGUCCUGUAUUUAAGGACAAAGCCCACAUGUUGGUCCAGCACCAAACGCUAACCAACCCCAACGCCGACGGCUCAAAAACCCUAACCGAGAUUGUCGAAUUGCGCAAUGCCAGGCCUAUGCCUCCCAAAGAGCUCUACGAGUUCUUCAAAGUCGGUGACGACGUCGACGCCUAUAGAGAUAAAGGGUGGUCUCGCGGGACUGUCAGGGAUAUUUUGGAGAAUUCCAAGUACUUGGUUGCGUUCCAGGGUCAAGAAUUUCAGUGUCAGCAGUUUAAUUUGAGGCUGCAUAGAGAGUGGGAAGAUGACUCUUGGGUCCCUGUCUUUCAAGAAGAGAAAACGUCACUGGUGAAGUCCAGAAAGUUGGUAUUGAAAAUUAAGUGCAGCAACAGAACAUCGGGGGCAAGCUUCGAAAAUGGGACUGUGGUGGAGGUUAGCAGUGAUGAGGAAGGUUACAAGGGUGCUUGGUACACUGCUAAAAUAAUUGACCAUAUAGGAAGCGACAAGUUUCUGGUGGAAUAUGAGCACCUGGUAACCGAUGAUGGAACAGAGCUCUUGAGAGAAGAAACAUGUGCAAGUUAUAUUAGACCUUGCCCCCCUCGGCUUCCACCAGUUGCUCAGUUCAAAGUGCUCCAGAAAGUCGAUACUUUGUACAAUGAUGGAUGGUGGGAGGGUACCAUUUCCAAAGUUCUAAGCGGCUCAAAGUAUGUUGUCUACUUCAGCACCACGAAUGAGGAAUUAGAGUUUAAACAUUCCAAUUUGAGGCCUCAUCAGGACUGGAUUAAUGGACGAUGGAUCCAUUGUUACAUGGAAAAUUCUCGUGAGGCGGUAGCUACAUCAGUAAAUUUCAACAGUAGAUGCAUAGCUGAAAGAAACUAUGCCAAAGUUCAGUAG